ACUUCUAGUGCAUGUAUGGACCAGUCAAUUGAGGCUUCGGCUCCAAAUGGGUUUCAUGGAUGCUACUUACUUGUUUCUCUUAAUCCACGUUGCAAUGGUCGAACCUACGUAGGCUAUACCGUAAAUCCCAGAAAGAGGAUUCAGCAGCAUAAUUCUGGGUCACAAUGCGGUGGAGCGAAGGCUACUGGUGGCAAAGGUCCUUGGGUCAUGGUGCUGGUCGUACAUGGAUUUCCAAAUGAUAUUUCUGCCCUUCGGUUCGAGUGGGCGUGGCAGAAUCCGUACCAAUCAAGACGGGUUCCUUAUGUUCAUCCAAAAGCAAAGCGCGAAACACCUCUUCAGUUUCGGUUUCGCGUUCUCUGUAAUAUGCUGCGUGUGCGGCCAUGGAGCAGACUUGGGUUGACAUUGCGAUGGAUUGAUCAGGAAUAUGUUCAAGAGUUCCCUCCAAGUUUAUCCCCUCCGCUGCAUAUGUCUAUUGCGUAUGGCCCCAUUGAAUCAUCUGAGCCUACGAUAGAAACUCGUUUACACGGUGGCAAGUCGUGUCACCUAUGUAGGCACAAGUUUGAGACUAGGUCAGGUCCUUCUAUUUGGAUUUUAUCAUGCCCUAGUAAUUGCGAAAAUGGUAUCUGGCACUUGCUUUGCCUGGCGCGACAUCUCACAAAGGAUGAUCAGGAGCUUCUUCCCCUCAAAGGUCUCUGUUCUUCCUGUAAAAUAGAGUUGAUUUGGCCAGAUCUGCUAAAAAAUCGAAAGGAAUUCUGUUGA
Messenger RNA from Hydatigera taeniaeformis, 759 nucleotides. Lineage: Eukaryota; Metazoa; Platyhelminthes; Cestoda; Cyclophyllidea; Taeniidae. The record is from the annotation of a GenBank genome assembly.